Asparagus officinalis (garden asparagus) is the source of this 854-nucleotide messenger RNA. Its product is annotated as V-type proton ATPase subunit G-like. Gene Ontology annotation, molecular function: proton-transporting ATPase activity, rotational mechanism. Gene Ontology annotation, biological process: proton transmembrane transport. Gene Ontology annotation, cellular component: vacuolar proton-transporting V-type ATPase complex. The record is from RefSeq and is a predicted model, not a curated record. The transcript has 5 exons. The coding region runs from base 221 to 553 and encodes 110 amino acids. Lineage: Eukaryota; Viridiplantae; Streptophyta; Magnoliopsida; Asparagales; Asparagaceae.
UUUAAAAAUAAUCGUGGGUAGUUUUGAUUUAAAAUGAUCUUAAAAAGUGGAGCGAUUUAAAACUAUAAAAUUUCAUAUUUUCAGGCGCUUAAUCAGAAAAAAAAAACCAGUCUUCACUAUUACCAUUAAUCUCGCAUACAAAUUAGGAAACUAACCCCUCCCUCUCCUUCUCCUUCAACAUAUCCACAGACCCAUCUCAUCAUCCACCCAGGAUCGAUCGAUGGAAGCAAUGAGAGGCCAAGGUGGCAUUCAAAUGCUGCUCACCGCCGAGCAGGAGGCUCAGCAGAUCGUGUCCACCGCGAGAAACAAGAAAAUGUCGAGGUUGAAGAAAGCAAAGGAAGAGGCAGAGAGGGAGGUCAUCGCGUAUCGGGCUUCAUUGGAGAGUGAAUAUCAGAAGAACAUUUCCCAUAGCACUGGGAGCUCAGGGAGCAAUGCGAAGAGGCUCGACGAGGAGACUGAGGUGAAGAUCAAUAACUUGAAGAAUGCGACUGAGAGCAUUCGUUCCGAUGUCGUAGGCAUGCUCAUGAAGCACAUUACCACCGUGAGAAAUUGAUGAAGAUUCACACGAUGAGAAUUUUCGGGGGAAGGUAUAACGGGGCUCGAUUUUCUGGAGCGUGCUAUCCUAAUUGCUUGUUAUUCAUCUCAUCGGAGUGAUCUGUAAUAAAGAAGAAAAGAAACAUGGAUGUUUACCGUGUUAAUUUUUUUUUGUUGAGUUCAUAAGAACAUUGUUUUUCGAUUACUCCCGAGUACUUUCAGGUAAUGCUUCAAUGGUUACCUUAUUUUCUUUUUUAGCUUUUUUUUUCAGCUUAGCAUGUUUAUCUGGAUAUUCUUCAAUAAACUGAUUCCUGAUGAAA